GAAUAAUGGAUCUAAUUUGAGAUUUGACGUUGCGUGAUGCCUGAGGUCGUUCCAAGUAGAGUUGCUAGCUUUACGAGUGAAGAUAAAGCUUUUCCUGCAUCCAACCUUUUAAAAGGGUCGUCAUUCUCAAAAUGGUGUUGUGUAAGUGGUGGAAGCAGGCAAGAAGCUGUAGAAUUGAGUUUUUCCGAACCUAUUGAAAUUUCACGUUUAGAUAUUGGGAAUAAUGGUUCUGCCUUUAUCGAAGUGCUGGUGCGAAGAUCUGCUUCAUCGGAUGACUCAUCGGUACUCCUGCCAUCCUCUUCUUUUAUGUCUCCAGUAGAUGCAAAAAACGAAACGAACCUUAACCGUGUCCGGGUAUUUAGUGGUGAUCAGUUUAUAAAAUCUAUAGCUUGCCAGAAAUGGGAUCUAGUCAAAUUUGUUUGCUCGCAACCGUUUAACAAAACUUUAAAGUAUGGCAUUUCUUUCGUUUUCUUCCACACUCCAACUAAUGCGAAUCCAGCAGCCGACGAUAAAAACAUUAAAGUAGAUAGCUUACUGAAUGACGAAGAAUCAGACUCAACUCAAUUCAAACCAGGUUCACUCUUUCAGGCUUCACGCCAGACAUCUUGUGAUAAAGAAAAUUCACAGCCCAAGUCCUCAAUUUCAGAUCAAUUAAAUGCUUUGAAACAUUCAUCUAAUUUAAUUCAGAACGCGAAUACGUCAAGUUCAUUACUUGUGAGUCGACCAGACGAUCAUCAUAGUUCCUCUAAAGCCAUUACCAGUUCUCACCAGUCUCACUCAAGACCUUCUCCCACCAACACAGGCAUAAUACGUUCUUCACAGUCUUCUCGCAUAUCAAAGAACAAAGAAGAAUACAAACAAUCAAAAACAUCUCAUUCAACCCAAAAACCUCUAUCAAAUGUUAUUCUGACUUUGAGUGGUUAUCAAAAUCCCUUAAGAAGUCAAAUCAGAGACAAAGCCCUGGAACUUGGUGCCAAGUACAGACAAGAUUGGGGUCCAGAUUGUACACAUUUGAUCUGUGCAUUUCCAAACACACCUAAAUUCAAUCUAGUUAAAGGUAAAGGUAUAAUUGUUUCCGAUAAAUGGAUUACACAAUGCUACGAAACUAAAAGUAAUGUACCUUGGCGUAGCUAUAGAGUUGGACGUGCACCUAGUCCACCAAAUACUGCAACUCUAUCUUCUACAUUAAAUCAGUCUUUAAAUGAUGAUGAUGAUAAUGACGAUGGUCAGUCUCCGAAAUCCAAAUCAUCAGUUCAUAAAACUAAUCUUAGACUACGAGGAAAGAAAAAAUCAGAUGAUGACGACUGGGAACCAGGUUCUUCUGAUGAAGAAGCGGAUAAUGAUGACGACAACGACGAAUUCCAGGAGACUGACGAAGACGAAGAUAAUGGAGAAGAAGGAGGAAGUGAUGAGGACUUAUCUGAUGAAUCGAAUCGAAGAAGGAAGCGUAGAUCAAAAACUAACAGUAAGAACCUACAAAAACGACCCCGCUCCACUACAAACGAUGGUUCUAAUGCCAAAAAAACUGUAACUGCUAACGAUCCAGAAGAUGAAAAUACAGAUGAUGAAAUUCAAAGAGUCAUGACAUCAAGUCGUAAUCAGUUGUCGGUCGUUCAUGAAGAUGAGGAUGAGGAUGAGGAAACUAUUAAAGAAUCACUUAUGAACAGUCUUCCCGAUAUAUUUAUGAAUAAACACUUCUUUAUUCAUAACAAAUCAAUUCCUGAUGACGAAGAAUCUUUAAUUAAACGAUUAAUUGUUGCGUUUGCUGGGACACUGCAUCAGUAUAUGAGUGAUGAAGUCGAAUACGUUAUAACAAGGUCCGCUUGGGAUGUCGAUUUUGAUAAUGCACUGUCAUCUAAUACUGAUUUGAUAUUUAUUCGACCAGAAUGGAUAUUUGCUUGUGAUCGAUCUGGUCAAUUGGAAGCAUAUGAACAAUAUCAAGUGACAUUAAACAGUUAAUUGAUAGUUAAUUCGAUAAGAAGUUAACGAUGCAUGAAGGCGCAAAUAUUAAAAUAGAAACGAAGACACUAAUAUAUAUAUAUAUAUAUAUAUAUAUAUAUAUAUAUAUAUAUCAUCGUCCUCUAAGUUUUUUUUUCCCUGUUAUUGAUGAUAACUAUAAAAAGAGAAUAAAUGUAUCUGUCUAAUCAUUCUCUUUAUUUCUUCUGAGAUUCAUUCUUCUGUUUGAUAUUUUCUUGUUAUAUUUCAUUACAUCAUUCACUGUUCAAUAUGUAUGUAUAUUGUUAACAUUUUAUUAUUUUUCAUUAUUUGUUUGUUCUUUUAUUGAACGAAUUUAUUUUAUGCUUAAUUGUACUAGAUUACUGUUGUUAUUAUCAUUAUAAUCAUCCUUAUUAUU
Schistosoma mattheei is the source of this 2353-nucleotide messenger RNA. The record is from the annotation of a GenBank genome assembly. Lineage: Eukaryota; Metazoa; Platyhelminthes; Trematoda; Strigeidida; Schistosomatidae.